Messenger RNA from Cylas formicarius (sweet potato weevil), 3912 nucleotides. Its product is annotated as (E3-independent) E2 ubiquitin-conjugating enzyme UBE2O. The record is from RefSeq and is a predicted model, not a curated record. The transcript is spliced from 16 exons. NCBI's taxonomy places the organism in Eukaryota, Metazoa, Arthropoda, Insecta, Coleoptera, Brentidae. Bases 200 to 3463 code for a protein of 1087 amino acids.
UCUGAGCAAGCGAUUCGCAGCGUUGACAAACUUACUGGAAACAAUCAGCUGGGAUUUGUACUUUUUGUGCCUUUUUUUGUUUACUAUAUGUCAUGCGCCAUCGGAAAGUCCGAAAAAAACAUCAAAUCGGCCGUUUUUUCGAUGGCCUUCAAAGUACAAAAGUCGCAGUGAAAGACGUAUCAAAAAUCAUAACUCAAAAAUGUCUGAAAAAAUUAAGGAGUUUUAUUCCAACGAUAUAGUUUACAGGUUUGAUAAACAUAAAAAAAUAAUAUUUGGAGUGGUCAUGGAUAGCUAUGAAGCAUCUUCCGAUGAUAUAGAUGAGCACCAAGCUCUCCAAAAGGGUCAAAUUAGAGUCUUGUGGAGCAAUAGCUCUAGAGAACAAAUCUGGAGGCAAAGUAAGGUUCGCUUAAUAAACAGAAGUAUAAUACCUGGGGAUAUUGUUAGGCGUUUAGAAAAAGGAAAGGAAACUCAAAGAGGUUAUUGCAAAGAAACAAAGCAAAUUGCUACAGUGCAAAUAGUUGGUACUGAUAAGGUCAUUGAACAUGUAUGUAGUGAUAGAUUACAGAGUGUACGACCAUUUGAUGUUGAUGACGCUGUGUGUUUUGGCAGCAAAUUCGGAAGAAUUGAGAGCAUUGAUCAAAUGAUUUUGAUGCAGUCAAAAGAUGGUUCAGUGGUGGAGCUUUUGACCAGCAUAAACAAUGAUCUGGAUGAUUACUGGCUAUCAAAACGGAAUCGAAUAUCAUUUGACACUUUUUAUCCAGGCCAGGAGAUUGUAUGCAUUCCAAGCAAUUUUGAGCAACCCAACUGGAUCAAGAAAACAAAAGUUAUGAAAAGAAAUAUACAGCAACGCCAAAGGUUCACAAUCCAACAAGUGAAUGAUGUACUUAUUGAAGUGUCCUUGUAUAAUAAUAAUGGAUAUUCCCAUGGUAUUGAAUUGCCUCGGGAAGAUGCAGAAAAAUUGAAUGUUUUGGAGCAUCCAAGUGACACUUGUCUGGAGUUAACUGAAAGAAGAUUACUUAAGCUAGGUUCACAAGAUGCAUUAUAUAAAAGAAAGGACUGGAUAAGGAAACUGUCACUAAUGUAUCGUCCAGAUGUUCCCAAAGUUAGACACAUUGUCAAUUGUAUUUCUAAAAUUAUGUCUCGGGUGCCUAAAAUUCGCAGCUCGUCGCUGCUUUAUCCUUCAGUUGGGUCUUCGCCGGUUAUACAAACCGAUGCAGUAUAUCCUUUAAUCAAUGACAAUAUAAGUACGGAAGAGCCAGAAGAAGACUGGUGGACAGAAGAAGGAGAAGAAUCUGAUGGAGAGACCAAUGGUAGUGGCUCAUCAUCUCGGGAUUUAUCUGCAACUGGCAGGGGUAUUCCUCGCAAGAAACAUUAUCCACCCAGACCCAAUGAAUUGGUAUCUGGUCACACUUUGCCUGUUGAAGUUAUUUGUGUGGAAUCUAAAAUUACUGUGGUCUGGCAAGACGGAACAGAAGAAAAAGACAUUCCCUCCACUCAGUUGUAUUACUCAAUAUCCUUGGAUGAUCACGAGUUUUUCCCUGGCGAGUGGAUAAUCAGAGAUGGCAAGGAGGACAGCAGUCGAUAUGGCGUAAUUCAGAACGUCAACUAUAGUGAGAGAACCGCUGCAGUUAAGUGGUUCACAUAUUCUGAAGGUGAUGCAAAGCCUGAAGUCGCUGGCUUGGAAGAAAUCAGCGUGUAUGAUCUAAAAAAGCACAACAAAUUUAUUUUUAGGCCAGGCAGCAUUGUUAAGGCAAAACCUACUCAAGAGGGCAAAAUGGGCAAGGUUAUAGAUAGUUGCAUUGAGGGAUAUGUGAUGGUUCAGUGGGUGGGAAACAAACAAGAAAACUGUUGGCCGCAAGAAAUUGAACUCAUUCCCGACUUUGAGUAUUCCGAUGCAUCAUCCGACGACGAUAAAGAAUCGUGGGAAACAGAAAGUAUAGAGUCAUAUGCGGGCGGAGAUCUAACAGACGAAACCGUUUUGCAAAACAUGGCGGCGAGAUUAGAUUUCGUGCGUUCUCGUAUAGUAUACAUUAAGGAAGCGUACAAGCAACACACCAUCCGAGAGAAUUUUGCUAACUUGAGGGAUCUGUUGUCUGUCUAUGAAAAUGCCAGCUAUCUUGACAAAUUGCUGGGUACAUCGUUUUUUAGCUUAAAAAGCAAACACUUUCAGGCUUUACUAAUGCAAGUAAAAGAAAAGGCCAAAACCCUGAACAUUGAACUCAGAGGGCGCUUAUUUACGAACGACGGCGGACUGUCCAUGACCAAGGUCAAAGUGGCGGAGUCCGAUAAUAUUAAGCGAAUGAUUAAGUUAGAGAAUAAAAUCAACGCGGAGAUCGAGAAAAAGGACGGAACUUCGUUGCCCGCGAUCCCCCUGACGCCAGGCAAUGAUGUUGGUAUUAUUUCUUAUGAAAAUCUGUGCGUCGAACUGCUCUCUACUUUGAAGAUCCGUAUGGAUCUGGCCUAUGCAGAAAUUAUUAGUCGAAUUGGCGGUAACCAAGCGCUUAGCGUUUUAACCAAGGCUACCGAAAAUACCACGACUCCCGCCAGUUCCACCCCCAUGCCGAGUUGUCCGACUACGCCGGAGGACUCAUUUUCAAUCCUUAGCCCUUUGAAACCGAAAAAGGCGCUCAAAGAGCAACCUCUCGACGCUAAUCCACCGGGCGGAGAGACAGAGUGGUACAAUGUGAUCGAAGACGCGCCAAUUACGCACCACUACUUCACCAGCAAAUUCGAACCAAACGAUUUGCAAAAAUUUUUGAAAGCCGUUAUGAAAGAGUACAAACUUUUGAAGGAAUCUCUGCCGCCUGGGGUCUGGGUUCGAUCGUUCAGCAAUCGUAUCGAUUUGCUUAGCGUAAUGGUCCAGGGUCCGGCGAAAACUCCAUAUGAAGACGGUCUGUUUCUGUUCGAUAUUCAACUGAGCGCGGACUAUCCCCGUUCUCCCCCGCUGGUGCACUAUAUUAGCUACAGUUCCGAGAGACUUAAUCCUAAUCUCUAUGUCGAAGGUAAAGUGUGUGUUUCGUUAUUGGGAACCUGGAUGGGGAAAGGAACAGAAGUGUGGGGCCCCAAUAGUACACUGCUUCAGCUCAUAGUUUCCAUUCAAGGCCUAAUUCUAGUCGCUGAACCAUAUUAUAAUGAGGCAGGGUAUGAAAAGCAAACAGAUACUCAACAGGGAUACGAAAACUCGAGGACAUACAACGAGUUAGUCAUACUAAAACUAGUUCAAAGUAUGACGGAAUUAUUGUCUAAUCCCCCAGAAUUGUUCAAGAAAGAGAUUCUAAAUCACUUUGCUCAAAAUGGAGAAAAGCUGUGCCAAAGGCUAGAAAGGUUUUGUAGGGAUAAGGACCCGCUGAAACCGGAUUUUCCCCUGCUGCCGGUAAGCAAAGGACUUAGGUUAUCCCUUUCUUCAUCUUUGAGCACUUUCCGUGACACGCUCAGUAAGAAGGCUAGAGGUGCUGUUAUUUAGUAGUCCAUUCCAAUUUUUUAAAUAAAUAUAGUAUUAAUUUAUUUAUGUUACUUUUUUUAUUAUGUAUUAGCAUUAAUAUUUCUCAAAUUUUUUUUCGUUUUUGUUUACACUCUCUUAAGCUAUUUAUUGGAAUUUUGAUUGGUAAAUCUCAAUGCGUUUGGUUAGAGGAACAAUCACUGGGAAACCAUUUUUAGUUGAAACAUUUAAUUGCUGCCUGUGUAUUGAUCUUAAUUUAUACCUAUCACAAAUGCUCACGACUCCAGCUGCAGUCAAGGUGUUUUUGUUUAUCGAUUUAACUUUUAACGAAAAAAUGGUUUUCCCCUGGCAGUGUUCAGAUGUGCACAAAAAUUUAGGUCUUUAUUUUGAGGAUUUAAACUGUUUAACCGAAAUAUUUGGUUCUUCCAAAAUAAAAGCUUGUUCAGUAGGAUAAGAUUUUUCUAGUGUUUCUC